AUGCCUUCUCUCCGGACCCUCGGCCAGCUUGCGCUCGGCGGCGCGCAGAUGGUGCUCGCGCAGGGCGCUGUGAACCCGUUCCAGUCGUGCUCGAACCCGCAGUUGAGCUGCCACAACACAACGGUCGUGGAGAACCUAUGCUGCUUCAAUGCACCGGGUGGCCAGCUGCUGCAGACGCAGUUCUGGGACACGCAUCCCGUCACAGGACCGGUGGACAGCUGGACGCUCCACGGGCUAUGGCCCGACCGCUGCGACGGCACCUACGACGCCAACUGCGACUCAUCACGCUCCUACAGCAACAUCUCGGCGAUCCUGAAAUCCUUCGGCGCAGACGACACCCUCUCCUUCAUGCAGACGUACUGGAAAGACUACUCGGGCAACGACGAGUCCUUUUGGUACCACGAGUGGAGCAAGCACGGCACCUGCAUCAGCACGCUGGAGCCCGAGUGCUACGCCGAGCACAAGCCCACGGAGGAAGUAGUCGACUACUUCAACCGCGCCGUCAGCUUGUUCAAAACGCUGCCAUCGUACGACUGGCUGGCGGCCGCCGGCAUCGUGCCCAGCAGCAGCACAACCUACACCUUCGCCGCGAUCCAGGCUGCGCUCGCCGCCCAGCGCCCGGGCGUCGAAGUAACCCUGGGCUGCAAGUCCGGCCAGCUGAACGAGAUCUGGUACCAUUACGACGUGCGCGGCAGUCUGCAGACGGGCGACUUCGUGCCCGCCAACCCGGACGGGACAAAGUCAACGUGCCCGCAGACAGGCAUCAAGUACCUCCCCAAGUCCGCCAGCCAGCCCACCGCAACCACAACUGCAGGCAGCCCAGCGCCAACGAGCACGGCUGCCCCCGGCACUCCGUUCAGCGGGAAGGGUUACGUCAAUGUCGAACUUGCGGGGAGCGCGAAGGGGUGUAUUAUCAGCAAGGGGACGUGGUACACGACGGGCACCUGCGCGACGUUCACUGCGAGCGAGGCCGGCGACGGCUUCACACUGACGAGUUCAAAGGGCAAAUGCGGCAUCGUUGGGGGCGCGCUGACGUGCGACGCGAGCGUGAGCUCCGGCACCGCGUUCACUGCUGUAAAUGGCAGUCUGGCUGCUGGCGGCAAUGCUGUGUGGAGUGCGGACCAGGCGGCGAGUGGAAGCACACAGGUCACCGUUUACGCUGGCGGUGACCACGCGCAGCAGUUUGCGUUGACGUGGCAGAGCGCGUAG
Messenger RNA from Didymella exigua CBS 183.55, 1209 nucleotides. Its product is annotated as ribonuclease M. Lineage: Eukaryota; Fungi; Ascomycota; Dothideomycetes; Pleosporales; Didymellaceae. The record is from RefSeq and is a predicted model, not a curated record. The transcript has 2 exons. Bases 1 to 1209 code for a protein of 402 amino acids. Gene Ontology annotation, cellular component: extracellular region. Gene Ontology annotation, molecular function: ribonuclease T2 activity; RNA binding. Gene Ontology annotation, biological process: RNA catabolic process.